CAAGUGUGGUAGUUGUAACAUUCAUGUACACCACAUUUAAUAUGUUACUGUGUGGUAUACCGCAACCACACUUGCUGCUGUUGCUCAUGUCGACGUGUCCGCAGUGCUACACGGGCACGUGCAAGCGCCACAAGCGCCAGGACCAUGGGCGGUCGAUGGUCAAGAGCAUGAACGCCGAGUCCACGCUUCAGAAGAUGUACGACCAGCUCGUAGGAUCCAAGCUGCAGAAGCUGCAGGCUGAAGCCGAGAAGGACCCGUCCAAACAGCACUCCAAGGAAUUCCGCAAGAAGCUGGACGCGUCACGCGACAAAUCUCUUCGUAAGAGCCACAAAUCCCGCUCCAAACUGGCCAAGGCGGACGUGACGGGUAGUGGCCUGAACCCGCAGGCACUAGCCGCCAUCUACGGCUCAGACUCGGAUUCAGAGGAGGAACGACGUACGAGAAAGAAGAAGAAGAAGUAUUCGAGCAGAAAGAGGAGACACAGAUCCAGGAGCGAGAGCGACUCGGACUCAAGUGACAUCAGCAGCGACAGCGACGACUCGCACCGUCGACACAAGAAACGAAAGCAGAGCCACAAGAAGAGCCACAAGAAGAAGAAACACAUUCACAUUCACAGUCGCAGUCGUAGCGACAGUGAGUAGACUACAAAAGUUUACAAUUGAAUAGAGCAAAGCAUUGCCAUUUUUGACUUAGAAUUUG
Phytophthora nicotianae INRA-310 is the source of this 699-nucleotide messenger RNA. RefSeq lists its product as hypothetical. Lineage: Eukaryota; Oomycota; Peronosporomycetes; Peronosporales; Peronosporaceae. The transcript has a single exon. The record is from RefSeq and is a predicted model, not a curated record. Bases 24 to 641 code for a protein of 205 amino acids.